Messenger RNA from Cladocopium goreaui, 3219 nucleotides. Lineage: Eukaryota; Dinophyceae; Suessiales; Symbiodiniaceae. The record is from the annotation of a GenBank genome assembly.
AUGGACGAUGAGAAGGGCAGUGGAGCUUGGAGUCGUGUCCCGACGUGGGAUGGCGACCCGAAAUCUUGGAGAGCAUUCAAGAGGGAGAUGGACUGGUGGUUGGAAUCCUUGGAUGUUGCUAGUACCACCAAAUACAAUCUAGCAGCACGUUGGUUGUUGAGACAAACAGGAAUAGUAAGGCAACGUGGGGAAGAGUUUAGUCCCAGUGAGCUUGCCCAUCAACCUGAAGUGACUGGUCGCGAUCCUGAGACAGGUGAGGAUGUGGUUCUGACUCCUGCUGAUCCUCUCCAUGGCAUUCGCAAGCUCAUGAGUGCCUUGGAGUCAAUCAAUGGAAAGACUGUGUUGGACAAGCGAGGUGAUUUGCGGAAUUCCUUUUAUUUGGAAAUGAAAAGGAAACCAGGAGAAAGAAUUUCGGAAUUUUGCACCAGAUUUCGUUCAGCAGUGGCUGACCUGCGAAUGGAAGGAGUGACACUUCCUUCCGGGGAAUUGGGCUGGUUCCUGAAACAAAAGUUGGGUUUAGAUGCCAUCCGCCAGCAACUUUUGGAGACGGCGUUGCAGGGGAAGGAAACAUACGAAGAAACCGAGGUGGAAGUGCUGAGACUUUUCAGGGACUUGCAUGUUUCUGAUCCUUUGUCAAGGCGUGUGACUGAAGCUCCAAGGAAUCCAGUGCUCAAUCGUUUCUUGGCUCAGCAGCGUGGUUUUCCUUCUAGGAGUUCGUAUCCUCCUUCAUCUGCAGCGGCAUCCAUGUCUUCUGGUGGUUCUGGUAAGACUUCAUCCACUUUUGCCUCGAGAAACUCUACAUACCGUAGGCCUUUUCCUUCUUCCAUGCGUCAGGCAAAUGUCACCGAGACUGAAGAGGACGAAGCUCCUGAAGAUGAAGAGGAGCCGACGGCUGAGCCUGAGGGUGGUGGAAAUUUGGAGGAGGUGUUGCAGGCCGAGGCAGAGAUCUUGGCCACAGAACUUGAGGAGGCGUUGGAAGAUGGAGUUGAUGCAGACUUCAUCCAAAGCCUUGAGGAUUCUGUAGAGUCUGCGGCAGAAGCUUUGGUGACAAUGCGAGAAGCGAGGCAUCAACUGGCUGAAGUCAAGAAGGACAGAGGCUAUGGCAAAGUGCCUCCAUCUGGCUCUGCAGCUUCAUCGGCCAAGUCAAAGGUCGAUGCCAAAAAGUCCUCGGGAAAGUAUCCCUGUUUUGACUGUGGAAAGCCCGGUCAUUGGGCGGGCGAUGCGGCUUGCCCGAACCCAGGUGCUGGCUUGGGUCGAAAAAGUGCUCGCAAGCCAAAGUCUGUCAAGGUUGUGGAGUCCUUCAACACCGAGCAUGUGGUAGAUGUUGGACUUCAGGAACCCCAAGAGGUCAAUGAGGUUUUGACAGUGAGCAAGGCGUACCCCAACAUGUCUAUUGGUGAAGCACUUGACCAUGUUCCCCCUGGCAGAGAAGUCAAUGCUGUUCAUGUCGGCCUGGCUCAGGACAAGCGUUUGGUUGGAGCGUUGGACUCAGCCUGCAACCGGACCGUGACAGGUCCACAAUGGCUGAACACGUUCAUUCAAGCUCUUCAAACAGCUCCUAGUGAUGUUCAAGCGUUGGUUCAAUGCACCCCUGAGAAUGAGACCUUUAGGUUUGGUGAUGGUGGAACUCAAGUCAGCCGAGAGCGUUGGCGUCUUCCUAUGAUGAUUGGUAACAAUUUGGUAUGCUUCAAUGUCUCCAUUGUCCCUGUCCCCAGUCUUGGUCUUCUUCUUGGAAGAGAUUUUUUGGAAACCUUGGGUGCUACCAUGAGCUUUUCGAAAAGGGUCAUCAAGUUUGACUACAUUGAUUCGACAGCCAUUCCUCUGAAGCAACUCGCUGCAGGCCAUUACCUGCUGCCGCUGCUCCCGCCAUCUUGGAGAGGUGUGGGCACUCAGCGUUGGAGGAGACUUGGCAUUGAUGGUGUGGUUGAGCUUCAGAUGUCAACAAAGGAGUGGCUGCGUAGAAAGUUGGGUAGUCAGACAGACAUUGAAAGUCAAAAGGGUUCACAUGAGCAUUUUCUCACAGAACGCAGUUUGAAGGCAAGUUUAGUGGUUCAUGAUUUUGUGGAUGAAGAUGAAGCGGAUAACGUGCCAACCUUGGUUCAAGAUCUCCGCAUGACUCGUCGUGCCAAUUCAGUUUUUCCGACAUCUUCAUCUCCUGCGUCCUCCCGACCGAGCUCUUUGGCACGGCGCUCUGAGCGUGAGUGCUUGACUGUGACUCAUGGAAAUGCCGGCAAAUGUGGGGUUCAUGCAAAAGUGGCGAAGAUUCGUUCUGCGCCUCGCCGAAAGAUCCCGAUGGCACUUUUCUGGACUUUUGCUUUGGCUUGUGCGGCAUCCCGAACUUCGGCAUCUCCCUUGUCCGCCUUGGAGAUGAUGGAAGCCAAGAGUUUGCCAAGGUCGGCUUUUCUGAAGGUGCAAAAGGCAGGUGGGAUCAAUCUCCUGAACUUGCAGAAUGCCGUGACGCUGCGAAACCGCAUGGGCCUGAAACUGGCCUUCUUGGAAGACCCGCUGCUUUCCGGAAUGUUGGCUGGGAAGGCAGUUGCGGGUCUGGCUUCGCAGAUCAAGCGGGAUGUCAUCAAGGAGGCCCAGCAAAAGGCAGUGGUGGCGUUUCAAAAGGGCAAGGCAGAGGACGAAGCACGGUCCUUGAUAGGUCCUCGAGGUGGACUUCCAACUUUGCGUCAAGACUUAGUGAGAUUGGCAGCCUUGCUGAAGGUGAACGUGACGGACAAGAUGACUGUCCCAGAGAUCAAAGAGGCAGUUCGGCCCAGUGUGGAGCUUUUGAAGAACCAGCCAAAGUCAAAGGCACAAGCACCGGCCGAGCCUCGUUUCAAGGCUCCUCCGGCUCAGUUGGCAAAGGCGCCAAGUGUCACGAGGUCUUCAGCGUCUUCUCUUCCGCUGGAGGUCCAAUCCCAAAUUCAAGUUCAGCAAAAGCAGUUUCAAGAGAUGAUGAAUCAAGUCGCAAUGGCAUUGAAUCAGCUUCAUCAAGGGCAUGGAAUCCAAAGUCAAGGAGCCGUGACGAAUCAGUUCGACAUGGCGGCCAGCGAUGUGAUGAUGGCAGAUCAGUGCGACGAUGGCAUGGUGCCGUCACAGGAGGAUUGGGAUCGGAUCAAUGCGGAGGGUUGCCAAGACCUUAUGGAAGGAGAAUGGCAGCAACGACUGGAGGCCCAAUAUGGCCCUGUAGACCUGACCGCGGAGGAGAGAACAGUGGUGUUGGAUCCGUGA